Symbiodinium pilosum is the source of this 729-nucleotide messenger RNA. The record is from the annotation of a GenBank genome assembly. Lineage: Eukaryota; Dinophyceae; Suessiales; Symbiodiniaceae.
AUGCAGCUGGUAACGUGGCUUCGUGACGUCAGCACCAGCGGCAAGUUUACGUUCUUGACUUUCGCGGAGAGUUUGGACGUGGAUGAGCAGCUAGUGCACAAACCCAUGUCAGCUCAAGAGGCAAGUCAGUUUCAGAUCUCCACGGUCUUUCAGCUCACUCUUCCAGCGGCUUCCUUGAUGAUGCAAAACAUUCAACUGGUCGUCGCCACAACCCCAGAUGCAACAGAUUCACAGAGACGUGCUCUGCCCUUACGGAUCGAGCCACAUCCAGUACCCAUCCAGCUGAUUGCGAGUAACGGAUUCCUCCUUCCGGACUUCAAUGUGAAUAACAAGCGUAGUGAGUACAAAGCAUGCCGCAUACAAACGCUUGAGGAGGUGAACGGCUCUACCGCGGACCCGCGUUUCGAGGUGCACCGCAGUGUCGUUGACUUUGGCUUCAGUUGCUUCGGCAAGCCGGAUCCGGUGAAGCGAAUGCGUUUGUGGGCCACCCAUGUAAAGCCCUGCGAAUACGGCCAGAGCUACGAGUCAUGGAGUGAUGGGUAUGACGUUGCUGUCACAGCCUCGAUGGCAGAGUGCUUGAAUGAAGCCAUCGAACUGAACGAUGUGCGGGCCCUGCGCAACAUAAGCCUUUUGCCAACCAGCGACAUGUGGGAGAGCAACUGCGGGUUUCUUGUGGCAGGUUGGCUAGAGUUCGGUGAUUUUUGGAUAGACUCGGAGAGACAUGGAUAG